Lutra lutra (Eurasian river otter) is the source of this 9629-nucleotide messenger RNA. It is a transcript of the gene ASXL3, whose product is annotated as ASXL transcriptional regulator 3. Gene Ontology annotation, biological process: animal organ morphogenesis; positive regulation of transcription by RNA polymerase II. Gene Ontology annotation, cellular component: PR-DUB complex. The record is from RefSeq and is a predicted model, not a curated record. NCBI's taxonomy places the organism in Eukaryota, Metazoa, Chordata, Mammalia, Carnivora, Mustelidae. Gene Ontology annotation, molecular function: chromatin binding; peroxisome proliferator activated receptor binding; DNA binding. The transcript has 13 exons. The coding region runs from base 342 to 7025 and encodes 2227 amino acids.
CGCCGGGCUCCUGCUCUUUGUUAUUCUGCGGGAGUGGGCUCGCCCAGGGGCCCCUGUAUGUGUGCGUGCGCGCGCGGAGGGGCGCAGCGAUUAUCUCGGGGAGCCCCGCGCCCGCCGCGCCCGGGACCGCCCGGGACACUUCUCCCGGUACUUCGCUGUCGGGGCUCGGCUGUGCCUUCGCCACGGGUGAAUCUCCGAGCGCUCGGCCCCGCUCGACUUCCCUCUCUGCCGCUCCGGAGACCUUUGUGUGGCAAUUACCACUCCCUCCCGGCCCCUCCACCUCCCGGAAUUUCAUCAAUAACUCUCUGUGCACGGCACUAGAAAAACACCCCAAUUCACCAAUGACAGCGAAGCAGAUAUUGGAAGUCAUUCAGAAAGAAGGGUUAAAAGAAACAAGAAAUGGAACUUCUCCAUUAGCCUGUCUGAAUGCAAUGCUUCACACUAACACUCGAAUAGGGGAUGGAACAUUCUUCAAAAUCCCUGGAAAGUCAGGCCUUUAUGCUCUCAAAAAAGAGGAGUCGUCAUGCCCAGCUGACGGAACAUUGGAUUUAGGCUGUGAGUCUGAACUGGAUGGCGCGGAAAUGGCGGAGGCCAAUGCCAGCGGAGAAGGAGAUGGAGUUUGUGCGAAGCAGGUAAACGAUGAAGCAUCUUCCACUCGAGAUUCAAGCCUCACGAACACAGCGGUGCAAAGCAAGUUAGCGUCUUCCUUUCAGCAACACACCAAAAAGGCUCUGAAACAGGCUUUGAGGCAACAGCAGAAGAGAAGAAAUGGAGUCUCAAUGAUGGUAAACAAGACUGUUCCUCGUGUUGUUUUGACACCAUUAAAGGUGUCUGAUGAGCAGUCGGAUUCGCCUUCAGGAUCCGAAUCUAAAAAUGGUGAAGCAGACAGUUCAGAUAAAGAAAUGAAACAUGGGCAGAAAUCUCCCACUGGAAAACAAACAAGUCAGCACUUAAAACGAUUAAAAAAGUCUGGUUUGGGACACUUGAAAUGGACCAAAGCUGAGGACAUUGACAUAGAAACCCCAGGAUCUAUUCUUGUCAACACUAACUUGAGGGCAUUAAUAAAUAAACAUACGUUUGCUUCCUUACCUCAGCAUUUUCAACAAUACCUCCUGCUUUUGCUCCCAGAAGUGGAUAGGCAGAUGGGAAGCGAUGGAAUUUUACGCCUCAGUUCUUCAGCACUAAAUAAUGAAUUUUUUGCAUAUGCAGCUCAAGGAUGGAAACAGCGACUGGCAGAAGGAGAGUUUACUCCAGAAAUGCAGUUGCGGAUAAGGCAAGAAAUUGAGAAGGAAAAGAAAACAGAACCUUGGAAAGAAAAAUUCUUUGAAAGGUUUUAUGGAGAAAAGUUGGGCAUGUCAAGAGAGGAAUCAAUAAAGCUCACUUCUGGACCAAACAGUGAUGGAGCUGAAAGUAGUUCAUGUGGAGCCUCUGGCCUUCCAGGUCUUUCUGCACAGACUCCCUUGGAAGAGCAACAGCCAAAAAGCAUGAAAAGUCCAACUUCUCCAGAGCCUGGUUUCUGUGCUACACUUUGUCCUAUGGUAGAUGUAGGUAAAGAUGGAAUGGCAGAAUCAGACUCAGAAGAUAUCUUGAUCCCUGAAGAAUCCGUGAUUCAGGAGGAAAUUGCAGAAGAGGUAGAGACUAGUAUCUGUGAAUGUCAGGAUGAAAAUCAUAAGACAAUACCUGAAUUUUCUGAAGGGUCUGAAAGUCCAGCCAACUCUCAUGAAGAGCCUCACAUAGCACCUCCUGAAGAUAACCCAGAGUCCUGUGUUAUGAUGAAUGAUGUUUUAGAAACUUUGCCUCAUCUUGAAGUGAAGGUGGAAGAGAAGUCCGAAUCUCCCCAGGAAGAAAUGUCGGUUGUUAUCGAUCAGCUAGAAGUCUGUGACUCUCUCGUUCCUUCCACUUCCUCUGUGACUCAUGUCAGUGACACGGAACAUAAGGAGCCAGAAACUGCAGUAGAGACCAGUCCUCCAAAAAUAAAAACAGGAUCCUCUUCUUUAGAAGACCAGUUUCCCAGUGAAGGGAUUGCUGUAGAUAUGGAGCUACAGAGUGAUCCUGAUGAACAGCUUUCUGAAAAUGCUUGUAUCUCAGAAACUUCAUUCUCUUCCGAGAGCCCGGAGGGAGCCUGUACCAGCCUGACAUCCCCAGGAGGGGAAACUCAGUCCACCUCAGAGGAAUCAUGUACUCCAGCCUCCCUUGAGACAACAUUUUGUUCUGAGGUGUCCAGCACUGAAAAUGCAGACAAAUAUAACCAGAGAAAUCCCCCUGAUGAAAACCUUCAUGUGUCUUUGAUGUCAGAAAUAUCUCCAAUAUCCACUUCACCUGAAAUAUCAGAGGCAUCUCUGAUGUCCAAUUUACCUUUAACCUCUGAAGCAUCCCCUGUAUCAAAUUUACCUUUAACAUCAGAAACAUCACCCAUGUCUGAUCUACCUUUGACAUCAGAAACGUCUUCAGUGUCUUCCAUGCUUCUCACAUCUGAGACCACUUUUAUAUCCAGUUUGCCACUUCCUUCAGAAACAUCUCCAAUUUCUAAUUCUUCCAUGAAUGAGAGAAUGGUGCAUCAGCAAAGAAAGUCCCCUUCCCUAUCUGAAGAACCACUCUCCCCACAGAAAGAUGAAGGCUCUGCCCCUGCCAAGCCACUGGGGGAAAGCCUUCUCUCUCAACAGAAGAUUCUGUCAAAUACUCCUGAACCCAUCAAAAUGGGUUCCUCCAUUGUUCCUGAAGCAUUUCCGUCGGAGGACUUGCACAGUAAGACUCUGAAUCAGCAGCCUUGUAAAUCACGUGUUGAAACUGAGAAGGCCUAUCCUGCUUCAAUUCCAGAACUCCCUUCUAUAGAAAUGAUAAAAGUGAAAAAUCAUAAUGUCCUGCAAAGAACAGAAAAGAAAGGGGCGUCUUCACCAUUGGAGUUACCUGUGUUUUCUGAGGAGACCGAGAAUAAGGGAAAUGAGCUUCCAUCAGCUAAAUUACAGGACAAGCAGUGUGUCUCAUCAGUGGAUAAGGCUUCAUUUUCAGAAGGCUCUAGAAACAAAACACACAAGCAAGGGAGCUCACAGAAUCGGUUGGAGACCUCACAUUCUUCCAAGUUGUCAGAGCCCUCCAAGUCACCAGAUGGGAUAAGAAAUGAAAGUAGAGAAUCUGAGAUAUCGAAGAGGAAAACUGCAGAGCAGCACGGCUUUGGAAUUUGUAAGGAGAAGAGGGCUCGGAUAGAAGAUGAUCAGUCAACCCGGAACUUACCAUCCAGCAGCCCACCUGAGAAGGAACAGCCUCCAAGAGAGGAGCCCAGAGUUCCACCUCUCAAGAUCCAGCUUUCCAAAAUUGGGCCACCUUUCAUUAUCAAGAGCCAGCCAGUCUCCAAACCAGAGUCUCGCGCAUCCCCCAGCACAUCGGUCGGCGGUGGGAGGAACACAGGAGCCAGGACCCUUGCAGACAUCAAGGCCAGGGCCCAGCAAGCGAGGGCCCAGCGAGAGGCAGCCGCGGCAGCUGCUGUAGCGGCCGCGGCAAGCAUCGUUUCGGGAGCCAUGGGGAGCCCAGGAGAGGGUGGGAAGGCGAGAACCCUGGCACAUAUCAAAGAGCAGACAAAGGCGAAGCUGUUUGCAAAGCAUCAAGCCCGAGCCCACCUCUUCCAGAACACUAAAGAGUCCCGGUUGCCUCCGCUCGGCUCAAAGGAAGGGCCUCCAAGCUUAGAAGUCUCUUCUACCCCUGAAACAAAAAUUGAAGGGUCGACCGGUGUGAUUAUUGUCAAUCCAAACUGCAGAUCUCCUAGCAACAAGUCUGCGCACCUCCGGGAGACCACCACUGUAUUACAGCCAUCUCUUAACCCAGCUAAACUUCCAGAAACUGCCACGGACUUAUCUGCACAUAGUUCUGACGAAAAUAUACCCGUGUCGCAUUUAUCUGAGAAAAUUGUUUCAUCUACCUCUUCUGAAAAUAGCAGUGUGCCCAUGCUUUUUAAUAAAAAUUCCGUCCCUGUGUCUGUUUGCAGCACUGCUAUGUCGGGAGCAAUUAAAGAACAUCCCUUUGUGAGUUCUGUUGAUAAAUCCUCUGUUCUAAUGUCUGUUGACAGUGCAAAUACCACAAUUUCUGCUUGUAAUAUAAGCAUGUUGAAAACCAUCCAGGGAACGGACACUCCGUGCAUAGCCAUUAUACCAAAAUGUAUCGAAAGCACUCCUGUCCCCGUCCCAGCCGAGGGCCGCGGUGUCUCGAGCCCCAUGGACGACAAGCAGUUGCCACUGCCCAGCAGCAGCGCUGGUAACCUCGUCUCCAGUCAGUACACCUCCGUGCCAACUCCCUCCAUUGGAAAUAACUUGCCAAACCAUCUCUCCACGAGCUCUGUCUUGGUUCCCCCACCGGGGAUGAACAGCAGAUUUCCUUCUGAGAAGAUAGCCAUGCCUGGGGGUGAAGAACAGGCCCCCGGACCCCUGGGUACCACUGUGAGAGCCGCCCUCAGCUGCAGGGAGUCGGCAGCGGCCACUGACGCUCUGGCCGCGCGGCCGCCUAUCGCCAUGUUUACUGGAAGCAUGCUGACCCUCAGCUCUUACGAGGGGCCUCCCAAGUUAAGUGCUGAAAGCUCGGACAAACAUCCAGGGCCCCGAAACAGGGCAGACAAUUCUGGGAAACCUCAGCCACCCGCGGGGGGCUUCGCACCAGCAGCCAUAAACAGAUCGAUCCCGUGUAAAGUCAUCGUGGACCACAGCACCACGCUGACCUCCACUCUGUCUCUGACUGUCUCCAUCGAAAGUGCGGAAGCCAGUUUGGACCUCCAGAGCCGGUCCGUGAGGACAGAAGCCUCCGUCCAGCCCGUGGCGUGCCCCCAGGUGUCCGUCAUCAGCCGGCCAGAGCCGCCGGUGGCCAGCGAAGGCGUGGACCAGGGCUCGAGUUUCAUCAGUGCCGUGGCAGCAAAGCAGGAGUGUACCCCGAUGCAGGCAGCCUGCCCAAGUCUCCGAGAGGGACCCCUCGUGGGUCCGGACAAACGGAACGAGGUGCCUGCUCCUAGCCACAGCUUCGCCGAGCAGGCACGGGGCCCACCCGCUUUCAAAAGCGAAGCCGACGCAACCUGUAGCAAUCCGUAUAACCCAGGCAGCCGGAUUUGCUGGAACGAGGAGGGGAUGCGGGGCGCAGGACAGCCCCUGGUGAGUCACCCCGCUUCAAGCAAGCAGAAAGAGUAUCUGGAGCAGAGCUGUCCGAAGGCCAUCAAAACCGAACACGCCAGCUACUCCCACAUGGCAGAGCUCCACCCCAGGAAUCUCAUAACCAGUGUCGCUCUCCCCGUGAAGUCCGAACCUCAUGAAGUGGACAAGGGCUUUAGGAUGGACACUGAAGACUUCCCCGGCCCCGAGCUGCCUCCUCCGGCCGCGGAGGUCACACCCGGGGGGCAGCAGACGCAGAACGUGAAGGCUCCCACCUCCGGUCCCAUGGAAGAGGCGAUUUCCUUGGCCGCAGACCCCCUGAAAAGGGUUCCCAGUGCGGGCAGCUCCGGCUGCCGACUGUCCUCUGUGGAGGCCAACAACCCGCUGGUGACCCAGUUACUCCAGGGCAACCUGCCUUUGGAAAAAGUGUUGCCUCAGCCCCGACUGGGAGCCAAGCUCGAAAUCAACAGGCUUCCUCUGCCUCUUCAAACUACCUCAGCGGGGAAGACAGCCCCAGAGCGGAACAUCGUUGAAAUGCCGUCCAGCUCUCCAAACCCCGACGGGAAGGGCUACCUGGCGGGGACCCUCGCGCCACUACAAAUGAGGAAGCGAGAAAACCACCCCAAAAAGAGAGUCGCCAGGACUGUGGGGGAGCACACGCAAGUGAAGUGCGAGCCAGGGAAAUUGCUGGUGGAGCCAGAUGGGAAAGGGGUGCCUUGUGUCAUCAACUCGGGCCUGACUCCGCUAGGAGGGCACAGCCAGCCCUUCAAGCAGGAGUGGCUGAGCAAGCACCCCAUGCAGAACAGAAUCGUGCCCAGCCCCGAGGUCAAACAGCAGAAGCGGCUGCUCCCCUCCUGUAGCUUCCAGCAGAACCUCUUUCAUGUCGACAAGAAUGGCAGCUUCCACCCUGACGCUGGUACCUCACACAGACAGCAGUUUUACCAAAUGCCGAUGGCUGCCCGGGCCCCCAUGCCGAGCGCAGCCCUGCUACCGGCCUCCGCCAAGACCCCAGUGGGCUGUAAUGCGUUUGCCUUCAACAGGCAUCUCGAACAGAAGGGACUGGGAGAGGUUGGCCUUUCUCCCGCACCCCACCAGCUAAGGUUAGCCAACAUGUUGUCCCCCAACAUGCCCCUUAAAGAAGGUGAUGACGUGGGAGGGGCUGCACACGCAAUGCCAAACAAAGCCCUCGUGCACGCCCCACCCCCGCCCCCUCCCCCCCCACCCCCUCCGCCCUUGGCCCUGCCCCCGCCUCCCCCGCCGCCACCACCUCCUCCUCUACCUCCACCUCUUCCUAAUACAGAAGUCCCAUCCGAUCAAAAGCAGCCACCGGUUACCAUGGAAACCACUAAGAGACUUAGUUGGCCACAGUCCACGGGCAUAUGUAGCAAUAUAAAAUCGGAACCUCUUUCUUUUGAGGAAGGUUUAAGCAGCAGCUGUGAACUGGGCAUGAAACAAGUUUCCUAUGACCAGAAUGAAAUGAAAGAACAGUUAAAAGCAUUUGCGCUAAAAAAUGCAGAUUUCUCUUCCUAUUUGCUUUCUGAGCCACAAAAGCCUUUUACCCAAUUAGCUGCUCAGAAAAUGCAGGUGCAGCCACAGCAGCAGCUCUGUGGAAAUUAUCCAACAAUACACUUUGGGAGCACGAGCUUCAAAAGGGCAGCAUCUGCAAUUGAAAAGUCCAUUGGGAUUUUGGGAAGUGGCUCCAGUCCCGCCACGGGCCUGCCUGGUCAGAACGCUCAGAUGCCUGCUCAGAACUUUGCCGACAGCAGCAACGCGGACGAAUUGGAACUGAAAUGCUCUUGCCGGCUGAAAGCCAUGAUUGUGUGCAAAGGCUGUGGGGCCUUCUGCCAUGAUGACUGCAUAGGUCCCUCCAAACUCUGUGUAGCUUGCCUGGUGGUACGGUAAGAGCUGAGGAAAGAUGCAGUAUCCCUUUUCAACACGGAAAAGCCAAACGGCGUCAGCAGCGACAAAUUGAGUAACUCAGUGGUUUAUAUCGUGAUAAUUUAUUUUACUCUGGGACAGAUUAUCUUUUCUCUCUGGGAUUCUUUACUUGCGUUUCCCAGAAAGGGGAGAUCGCACCCCAACCGAGUGGCCCAGCGGCAUGUCUUUUGCAUAUUAAAUUACCAUCCCCAGCUUUGGAAAAUUUCUCUCCAAGUGUACACAGGUCACUACCCCAUUCGUUCUGUUUCGUUUUGUUUCUUUUAUCCAGUUGUAGAUAGGAAAAGGACAUUUUUAAUUACUUAUUGCUAACCAGAAACACAGAUGUAGAAAGAAUGGUAAAAGUGAUUUAAGGUGGUUGGUUAUUCGUUCUUCUGUAGAUUAACCAUGACAACAAGAGUUUUCACAGUUGACUCUUCUGGACCUACCCUUACCACAGUGAUUAAAUCAUAUUUGGAAAGGGGAAUCUGAUUUAAAUGUAUGAUUCCUUGUAUUUGCUCAUAUCACAAAAGAUCCAUUAAAGGAGGUAUGCCAUUAAUGAACUCCACUGUCCUUAUUCUCUUCCCUCCCUUUUUACUCUUUCCAGAGACUGGCAGAAUAUCCGAUCUGCCUUGGACAUUGUGCACACAUUGUAGUGAAAUGUGUCUUAUACCUGAAAUUGCAGUGUGGGCCUCAAGGCCAGUAAUCUGGUUCGAGCCCUUCGACACCUGAUACUGUAAGGUCAGUCGACCAAGAGAAGGCCAGAGGCCCACAGGCCCACGGGAUUUCAGAACAUCAUGUGUAGCUUUUAAGAGCAAGUAUGAAAAAAAAAUGCCCUUAAAAUUUAAAAAGUCAGCAAGUAAAAUGCUGUGUAUGCAAACACAUAGAAGUGGGUUGAUAAUGUAAAUAUUGGUCCAUUCUGUUUACUCUAAUACAACUACUAGAUAUUAAAAUGGGGGGGGGGGGAUAAUUGCACCCUUUGUUGAUGAUUCCAGUCCAUUCUGGCUUCUGACUCUGCAGAGGUUGGCCCCCUCCCUUUUAAAGCAUUGUUGAUGAUAAGAGGAACUGCAGAAGGCUGAUGUGUGGAUCUACUUCUGAGCAGUUUUCCCCUCAUGAUUCGCAAUCAAUAUCGUUAAUUAUAUUUGACUCCGAAAUAACCCUUAUUUUAAAAAAUCAUUCUAAGUAUUGCAUGUUUUGUCCCCCUCCCCUCCCUCAGGUGAAUUCAGUACAUUCUUCCUCAUAUUUGGGGGAGUAGAACUGCUUUUGAAAAUGGGAUACUGCAUCUUACAGAUAACGUCGGUGUUUAUCCAGUAGAGGCUGUGUUGAGGAUUUGAGCUACAUUCCACAUACUUUGGCCACCCCCAUGCCGGAGAACAGCUGUAGUUCAGCAGGCCCUGUUCCCUAAAGCAAGUUCAAAAAGCACGUGCACACAGUGGGAAGAUGAAAGACAGCAGAAACCACGCCCAUUUAACUUCAGAUUACAGAGCACAAAAGGUGGAGUGCCAUUAACCCAUUGAUUGAUUGUGGCUGUAGAAUUUUUUAAAAAAAGCAAAACUUGGGAUGGGGGAUGGAAAUCCUCUGUAUCCAGGGUAAGAAUGACAGACAUUCUCACAUCAACAUAAACUUUAGACAUUCCCUUAAAACAUGUCUUAAAAAUUAACUGGAGUGAGCAGAGAUUACAUUCCUGGAGAAAAAAAAAGAAAACUUGUGAUUUUUUUGUACUAAUCAAUCACGGUAUAUGUUUUUUUUCCCCUCCAUAUUUAUUAUUGUGAUGUUGCCAAAUUUUAUUAGGUGAUACAGAUGUCUCUUUUCUUAAUACGUUGCUAAUAGGUAAAGAUACUUAGGAAGAAAAGCAGAGAAGGGUCUGUCUCUGUGGCUGAGAUUUGGUGCCUCGGUGAGGUCACUUCGGUUUUUCACGGUGAAAUUAACACAGUUUAGUGACGGAGAAAGAGAGCAGCGCACUUCACCGGCCCCUCCCCAGGAAUGCAGCAGAGGUCCCUGCUCGCUCUGCACCAGGUUGUGUUGGGGCAGCAGCUUCCUCUCUGUGGUCUGCUUGGCUGCAAUACCAUCUUGGUUCAGAAGAGCAUGCUCUAGUCUCACAGAGGGAACCCCUACAUGUAGACACUUGCAUACCAGCCCCCUCCAAAUCCACCUGCUGCCCGAUCAGUGUCAGGCACUGUCCACACCAGCAGAUUCAAAAUCACUACCGCAGUAACUGACACGGGAUGUUGAAGAAACGCUGGUCUACCAGACUCUGUACUUUGUUGAUGAGGUACAGUUGAAGCUGAAGCGAUACUGAGCUCAUUAUCAGUUCCAUCGUUAUGGAAUACUGCCUGCAAAGUACUUAAACUUUGGGAAUAAUAAAAAAGUGUCCUUCCGUAUGUUUUGAUUUUUCACAAAAUAGGUGAUUUUUCACAUAAUUUUGGAGAACCGAUUGUUGAUCGUGCAUGGAUUCCGUCACCCAGGUCCAAAGAGGAUAAUUUUUCUGUGCCCUUUCUCUUUUUUGCCCCAAUUCAAAUUCCUGGUGUUUGCAUAUGGUUUAUACUAGUGAAAAAUUAAUAUCUUUGGGCUAAAAAAAUAAUGGAAAGAAAA